AUGCGAUCAGGCACCGGUACACCUUACGCACUCACACAAGGCACUCCAGGUGUAUCCAUGUAUCAAAAUGUGUCGCGGAGCGUAUCGCCGUCAGUCCAAUCGCGCCGGGCUCCCGUGGUAGACCUGGAGACAAUCGAGGAGCUGCAAGAUGCGUGGAGCAGACGGUAUGAGACACUGCGCGACCCGCCACCGCCGCCGCUUCUCAACUCCCCUCGCUCCCUUCGCACCUGCGAAUUAGCAAAUGUGAGCCCGCAAUCCACGUUGCAGAAGCUGUCGCUGAAACAGCAUCUGUUUUGUGUCCUUGGCAACCCACACGCGCUCAGCUCGCUACCCGACUCGACAACCGCAGAGUACCAGGUGCUGAUGCAGUCCGCCUUGCGCAGCUUUAGCGAGGCUGCCGUGGGACUCGGCACAUCACAAGAGAAGCUUGCCGCGUUCAUCGCCUUCACGAAUCAAGAAAAGCUUCGCGUUCCUCAACUGGCGUUGCUACGAGAGCUGCGACGUCAGUUGGUGGCUGAAGAAGCGAUCGCCGAGCGAGGGCGUCAUCACCAGCAGCCAGACUACGGAGUCUCGAAGCGGAGUAGCAACGCCUCGGCAGCUUACCAGGAUUCCGGUGACCAAAAUGCACACCUUAGUGACCUGAGGAAGGUGAACGUGCUUUGUUCGUCUAAAACGGAAAAGAGUCUGCAAUGCAGUAAGACGCUCUCCCUGAAUCAUCAGCGGGGAGACAGCACCACGGGUGCGCACAAAACUCGGUUCCAGUCACCACGUUUCUCUUCUUUGAAAUCGGUGCCUUUUGCCCAAGCAGGGGCAGCCAACGACGAAUAUGAUGAGGACAUCCGCGGCUUCGGAGCGCGGGACUUUGCUCCGACGCCUACUCCGUCUGGGAAGCUCCCCUACAAGCCCCGCGACGUCUGCUUGCUUAACAGCAGCUACUUCGCGAACCGCAGCAUCCGUAGUGACGGGAGUAACCCGUGCGGCGCACCGCUUCCUACUUCGUCCCCUGGCACCCCGUCUCCAUCGUGGAGAGGCGCCAUGACCGCGACGGCGUUUGCGAAGCUGCCGGCUCCCUCACAGCAGCCGCUGUUAGCUGUAGACUCCAGUCUCGGCACUGUCAUCGACGUGGACAGUGAAUUCUCACUGGUUCGUGAAGCAGAAGAUACCGCUGAGUCGCGCUUUGCUCCGAAGCAGGACCUCAGCAUCGUUUCCAUGAACAGCAGUCAGCUCGAGCUGCUGAACAUUGCCGAGUUAGCGGCCUCAUCGAGUGAGGCGGCCCUUGCUCAACCACCGGCUGCGGCAGUGCUGACGGGGAUCCGGGAAAAGGUGGCAGAUGGGUCUCUAUCAAAGCACACCGUGACACUUUUUCAUGAAUCCAACGAGAAGCGAAGCCGUGGGGUUGCGGCAUCGACUGCAGCGGAGGUGGCGGUGGCUUCCGUAACGGCGUCUAUCGCAGAGCGGAAGCCGGCGCCUUCCAGUCAGCCUUCGACGCAGCGAGGGCUGUGUGGAUACACAAACCCUGGAAACUUCGCGUCCUUGUUGGUCCCUAACGUGCUCGCUCGGCCUGUGUCGCCGCCGGCAGAGAGGACGGUAGCGCCAUUUUCUUUGCGUGUCGCCCCAGCGUCGACCUCCCCUUCCGACAAAGAGAAGGCUGUGACGUUGGAACAGCAGGAAGGGAUGGCCUCGACAACGGCAGUAACGAUCGGUUCUACUGACUCUGCGGGGCCAGCAGCUGCUUCUGUAGCAUCGCGGCUACCUUCGCCGCCUUUAAUCACGCAAGCAGAGGAGAACGACGGAUUUGUGUACUACUGUGCCAACCCCUCACACAGUGUCAUUGAUUCCUACGCAGGUAGACGUAAGCUGCUCGCCGUCACGGUGAAACUGUAG
This is a messenger RNA of Leishmania major strain Friedlin, 1884 nucleotides long. RefSeq lists its product as hypothetical. The transcript has a single exon. The record is from RefSeq and is a predicted model, not a curated record. Bases 1 to 1884 code for a protein of 627 amino acids. NCBI's taxonomy places the organism in Eukaryota, Euglenozoa, Kinetoplastea, Trypanosomatida, Trypanosomatidae.